Hypoxylon trugodes is the source of this 1306-nucleotide messenger RNA. RefSeq lists its product as uncharacterized. Bases 239 to 832 code for a protein of 197 amino acids. The record is from RefSeq and is a predicted model, not a curated record. NCBI's taxonomy places the organism in Eukaryota, Fungi, Ascomycota, Sordariomycetes, Xylariales, Hypoxylaceae. The transcript has a single exon.
AACUGGUUACUGAGCUAUGAGUCUGUUUACAGAUGAUUGCAAUAUGCCGCGCGUCUAUAAGAGCCUUCGUUCGGGCUUCCUUUAUUCCGGGCUACCUCUUUCGUUGACAGUACCAAACACUCGAUUGACAGUAACUAUAUUGAUCUUCAUUGGCAGCACCAUACUCAUCAAAGAGAAAGUUUAGUAUCACAAUUUACGCAACAUUAACGCGCAACCUCUCGAUUCUUCAUCAGCCACAAUGUCAAGCAACAACUCGACUCAGAACGACGGACGAUUCCUUGGUAGAAGUCUCCUUCGAAGACUCACGGAGAAGGUAGACCUGUCCAAGCGAAAUGUGGGCCCGCCCUCAAUUUCGAAGGUACAGAGGGAAGCUACUGUUUCCCAGGUUAACUUGCGCCCUGUGACACCAGUUAUAGGCCCCAAUAGCCCACUAUACGUCAACCAAUUUGGUGGGCUGCGAACGCGUUCCCCUUCUGUCUCAUCUGCACCGGCUCAAUUGCAACACAACAAGAAGCUUGACACCACAAUAAAGCCCCUUCCAGUAACCGCCCUGAGCAGUAUAAAAGACCCCGAAGUCAAGAGCAGAGUCGAACACAUUGUCAACCGAUUCGAGCUUGAAGACCGCACCGUUCCGUAUCAAGUGGCAUACGAUGCGCUUCGGAUGGCGAAAGGAUCUGUGGACAAGGCGAUUUCAAUCAUCAUGAAAGGUGAGCAUAUCUUCUCCUCCGCUGACGAUGACCCUGAGGUUAGAGAAUACUUAGAGAGCAUAGGUGUUCUUCCAAAGAAGAAGAAGAGAGUGCAGUUCUCCGACGUAAUCAUUUACUGGACUUAAUUUCGUCUACGAUCCCCUACACUCCUUUAUGGUGACUCCCGAUCAAAGUGCAUACUAGUAUAUUGCCCUUAGACUGCAUCAGUACCUACCUAUAGUGCAGGUACAUACGAUUCAAUUCAACUAUGUGAGUCUUGAACCCUAUCCUCAUGAUCGUCUCAAGGGUGAAUGAGAUAUUCCUCUAGAUUUCACAUCCAAAAGAAGUUGUAUUUCAACAUGGUAAAAGAAGAAGGACUAGGUAAAUGUUAGAUAAUGGGAUAAUGAAUAAUGAAUAUAAUUGUUUUAAGAGUUUUGCUCACCUAUGUGGACUCCUAUGCCCCCCUUUUCGGGACAUGUCUUAGUAAUAUUUUCGCAAGCUUGACGGAAUGCUUUUCGAGAGCUUCCACAUGAAGUUUUCCGAAUGGUUCUACUUGAUGUUUGUUUCAGGUCCGAGAUCAUUUCCCUCAAAUAUUUGCGAAGUUGUAGGGUUGGCGAUGA